This is a messenger RNA of Homalodisca vitripennis (glassy-winged sharpshooter), 757 nucleotides long. It is a transcript of the gene Pfdn1, whose product is annotated as prefoldin subunit 1. Bases 74 to 400 code for a protein of 108 amino acids. The record is from RefSeq and is a predicted model, not a curated record. The transcript has 3 exons. Gene Ontology annotation, molecular function: protein folding chaperone. NCBI's taxonomy places the organism in Eukaryota, Metazoa, Arthropoda, Insecta, Hemiptera, Cicadellidae. Gene Ontology annotation, cellular component: cytoplasm; prefoldin complex. Gene Ontology annotation, biological process: protein folding.
UAAAAUUGUUCAUAUUACUGUUUUGUUUGUUAAUUUAUUCUUUGUGUAGGCUUUCACAGAGCUUCAACAAAAAAUGGUGGAGACUACUACAAAACUUCAGGUAGCUGAUAUUCAGAUUGAAGGACUGAAGAGGUCAAAGCAGCAUGCUGAAUUGACAGCACAAGAAAUUAAGGCUCUAUCAUCAGAAACGAAAACGUAUGAGAGUGUAGGGCGCAUGUUCGUGCUUACUGACAUUCCAGAGGUCUGUAAAAAUCUGGACAACCGCAUCAGUACAUGCGAUGAAAAGAUAAAGUCUCUCGAAGGUAACAAGAGCUAUUUAGAGAGAAGUUUGAAGGAUAGUAAGAACAACUUAAGAGAAAUGGUACAACAACGUAAAGACGCCCCACAAGAAGCAACGUAGGACAUAUCAUGCAAUCCAAUUGUUUUCGGUGAACAUUGACAGAACUGAAGUUUGUUGUUUAUUAAUCAUUACUAACUAUUAUUCUUGUUUUCAUUGUUUUUAUAUUAUUCCUUUCUACCUAUAAAUCAUAUUAUUUGUAAAACUUGGUUUUAAAAUAAUUGUUAUACUUCUGCAAAAAGUUGCUUAAUAUCAGCUAGUCUUUAUUAAUUACAAACAAAUUUCAUGUAUUUUUUAAGUUCCUCUUAAUGCAUUAACACUUAUUUAAGUCUAUUCAUUAAUCAUAUAUGUACUGUUAUCAUUUGCAUUUUUCUAAGUUUAUCAAAAGAAAAUAAAUUAUUGAUCAUCCACAGUCGGUAA